UAAUGGUCUUUGUGUGAAGGCGGGGAGCAUUAGGCUCGGUUAGAUCCUGAUUAGCAACAAACAGAAGGUUACGAGUUAGAAAAAUUAGACUAUUGUGCCUCCAGCCUGGCUUUGUCGCAGCAAGGGUAGGUGGAAUAAUGCAGGGCGCUUAAACGAAGCGUGUUUGGCGGCUUUUGGGGGAAUCGGGGGGGUUAUUGGCGAUAUUUCGAGCCGUUGCCUCGCUUUUAGGUCGUUCAAGUAGCGAUGCCUGGGUGAUAGCUGCGUCAUCAGUUGCUUCCGACUCGACUUGGCAAAAAGAAAUCACAAGUUAACGCCAGAGGCGAGGCUGCCUGCUUGCCGUCAUCCUGUCAGAGAGGGCCAUAAUUGACCCUUGAAAUACGUGGAAGACGAGCUGUAGGUGGAGGGUUGGCGGUGAAGCCUGUUUACGCAUUUCUAGUGCGGACUUUUACAUCACUUUAGUUGGCGCGAUACUCUGCUGUUCGUAUUUUUACCCACACUUGAACGGACGCUCGGAACUUAAUUUGUUCACGUUUAUUGUCCGGAUAAUGGCUCCAAAAUAUGGAUGAUUAUGUUUUAAGAAGGAAGUCGAACUGCUGACAUGGAUAACGAGUAGCGAUGCUCUCGUUGACAGCUAGUUAGCAAAAACUGUUAUUGUGAUCUCACUGUCACUUUAAGCGGACUUUGUUUCUGGUCAGCUGGUAAAGUUUGGCAGACUUGUCAAAGUCUUCAUAACAUAUUAAUAAAAGAGGGAAGAUGGCUGGUGACUGCACCCACAUCAAGCCUCGCUGCGCGGGCGCAAGCGGGUCCAAAGCCUGGCCGGAUAGACACGGGGAGGGACCCGGAGGGAUGGACUCUGACGGCGGGUACCCUACUGAGCGUGGGUGCUCCGCACGGUGGUCACCCAACUUUGAGAUGAUCGAUGGGCUGCUGUACCGUAAGAAGCUGGAAAAGGGCUACGUCAACUACCGGGAGGUUUUGAAGGAGGACCGGAGACUCGAGGCCAUCUCCACCUUCCACCGGCGGAGGCUCGGCCAGCGCCACCUCUCCCUGGAGGAGACCUAUAAAAGCGUGGCUGAAAACUACUGGUGGGAGGGAAUGUACUUUCAGAUCAGAGACUUUGUCCUCAGUUGUACCGAUUGUCAGAGUCAGAGCAGUAAAAAGUCAAAGGCGUUUGACGGGAGAAGACGCGUCACGAAGACGAUGCCAUCGCACGGCGCAGAUGUUCUCAGCAAGCUGAGGAGCCAGAGGGAGGCGGGGCUUUUCUGUGACAUCACUCUGCAAACGAACGGACAAUCGUUCUCGGCCCACAGAGCAGUUCUGGCAGCCGUCAGCGAUCACUUUCAGGAGCUCUUCAAUGAAAUGGAUUUGAGCAAGAAAGCAGACAUAGAUCUCACUGGUUUUAGCGAGGAUGGUCUUUUGUCCCUGCUGGAUUUCUCCUACUCCUCCACGCUUUGUGUCCGUCAGGAAGACUUACCGGAAGUCUGCGCUAUGGCUCGACACCUGGGAAUGUGGCCGGCAGUGGAAGCCUGCUCAGCUCUUCUUAAGGAGCAGGAACAGCAGUUCCAUCCUGGCAAGGCCUUCGCAUCAGCCUGUUCCGGUUCAUGCUGCGAACGUCAUCACCAGAGAAGAGGAGAGGUUUUGGAAUUGGACAGCAUGAAUGAAAGCUUUAGUUUAACACUCGAUACGUCGGAGGAGUCUUUACACGAAAGUCCCAGGCGAAAUUUGCGCCACAUGCCUAAAAAUCAAGACCAAAAUGGCCUCCCUUUAAGUCCCUCGCACAGGAUGAAACUCAUGGACUUCAAAUCUCCGUCCUCCAAAAAAGCAAGUACGCCCCGUCACGGCGUUGCCACUUCACAGAGUUACUCACCCAUGUCGCCGUCAAACACCCGUCUUCUCCGUUCUUCUCCCAAAGCUGCCAAGGAGGUUCAGCGAUGGCUGCCCGUGCCAGAGACCCCUCGACGAAACAAAAGGUCUCACUCUAUCGCCCAGCUCUCGUGCUCCCCCAGGUCGAGGCCAGGCAUUGCCUGCAGCCCAGUGAGAGUCAAACAGGAAGUGCAGGAGGUUGGGGAGGAUGAGGAGGAUUAUGAAAGAGCACAGGAGAAGUACAAGCUCAUGAAUGUCCUGGGCUUACAAAGGACUGCUCUGCUUCCUAGACCAGAGGACCUCAUUGGCUGGAGGCAAAAGAAACGCUUAAGGAAAUUAAAGGCCAACAAUUAUUCUCUGACCAAACGACGGAAACCCCGUUCAUCGUCCCCAGGACUAUCAUACAAAGAUAUGACCCUGUCACUUCCUCUUUGUAACCCCGUCAAUACCCGACUCCUCAGCAAGUGUGCCAACACCAAACCUCUGGGUUCAGCUGGCACAAAGCAGCAGAUCCCAGUCAAGAGGCGAAAAACUGCCCAACUCGUUCCGCCGACGGACCGCAGCAUGAGAAGUAAAGGGGUCUUGCCCGACCUGUUCCAGCACACGUCCAGGCCCGCCUUUGUGGGAAGAGAACUCAGACGCUCUGUGAGGAAGGGGGACGCUGCCCGCCGCCAUUCGCAGCAGUCUUUGAGGCGCAGCUCCAAAAAAAGUCUUGUGAGGAACACACCCAGGAUCAAAGCAGAACCUGUGGAACACUCUGUCUCAGAUGUCAGACUGUCAUCAAACUGUUGCUGUGACAACAAACCGUCAAUGUCCGUACCCUCACCGAGGACGCAGCUCAGAAACCGGGUCGCUGUAGACACCGUUAAAACUCUGCGUUACAACAGAAGCCGACCGGUCACCAAAGCCAAGCUCAGGAGGGGUUUCACAAACGAGGUGGACAAGACAAAGUGCAAGUCUAGAGAGGACGGAAGAAAAGGCCUGAAGAGGGUCCCCGGCACUGGACCAAAAGUGAAGAAGACCGAACCUAACGGGCUCCAGUUUUCAGAACGCGCUCCUCCGCCAUCAAUUUACAAUCACCCUCUGUACAGGGCCAUCAAAGAGGAGCCAGCCGAGCCCGUGCCGGUCGCACCUUUCCUUGAUCCUCCCUCACCAGACCUGGGCAAACGCCAGAGCAAGCCCCCCAUCAAACUCCUGGACUCUGGCUUUCUGUUCAACUUCUGUCGGCCAGCAGGGGGCGCUAUGGCCACUCUGAAGAAAGAAGAGGAGAGUGUCGAUAUCUGCUUAACACGAUCUGUGUCACAGGUCGAAGGGACAUUUGAGAGUGAAGAGUCCCCCCAUCGGACACUGAGGGCCAGAGGGCCACCUGUCCUCCCCGUGAAGAGAGAGAGGGCGGAGAGGAAUGUGACCCAAGGCGCGGCUCAGAGACCCAGGCUAAAGUCCCAAAGGCCCACAUUACACCUGGACAAAUGCGCUGCUUCAAAGACCACACAGACCUUGCCAAAGAGACAAAGCAAAGUCGUUGCGCUGAGCAGCAGGAGCUGCGUCCUGCUGGAUGCUGUACAACGAGCGCGUCUACGGCAGCUUCGGGGGCCUCGUAGUCAAGCACCCAAAGGUCCAAAGGCCACUCACUCCUGUCUGCAGUGCUCUGCCACCUACAAGGACUGUGAUGCCCUCACUAUGCAUCAGCUGAGGCACGUUGAUGGAAAGCACUGGCCCUGUCCGCUCUGUAGCAAGACGUUCUUCAGACUGAGGAAUGUAAGGAAUCACAUCCGCACCCACGACCCCAAGUUGUACAAAUGCCGGAGCUGCAUAGCUGCCGCCUCCUGAGGCAGCUGGAGGCGCCUGCUCCGUUACAGACACCGAGGAUGAAGGCUGUGCGUGUGUCACCAGCAGCUACCAGGCCGAAGCAACUAGGAGCUUGUACAUAGGCAUCUCAUCACGUCCGAAGCACAACGGUCUGUGGAAAGGCAUCAACGUGUUUAGAUCCCGAUUACAAUGAUUGCCAAUAUUAUUUAAAUAACCAAACCAAGGUUCCUGUUUUCUUCCCAGUUGUGGCAGAAGGUUAAACUUGAAUGUUCCACUCAGGGGGAGGGGGGUGUCUGACGCCACAGUUGUUUUUAAAAAAAAACAAACAUGUAAAUUGAUUUCUAAAAUGGUUACUUAUCGUUACUUUUAUUUUUCUAUGUAUAGAUGAACGUCGAGUGCACUUAUACUCCUAGAUUAAGUUUGAAACCUAAGAAAUGACAGAAGUUGAAGGUUUUGGAGGCGAGAAUGCUUUAAAUCAUUGGAAGUGCUUGGGGUGGGGGUAUACUUGAAGUUAGGAAGGUGGAGGUCCGUAAGAAAGAACCGGUCCUUUUGAGUGUCCCUGUGCGUCUUGAUUUCCCUUCAUGUGCUAACUUUUAAAUGACUUGAUGAUUAGUCCUUCCUUAAUGUUGAUCUGCUCUCACCCAUGGGGGGGCGGGGCAUGUUGACACCACUGCAGGUGUUUUUGCAGGUCGCUUGUUGUCCACUGUCUUUUCUAAGGCUGCGGGGUUAAAAAGCAAAGAAAAAAAACAAAACAAAAAAAAAAAAGAAGUGAAAAGUGUCUUGUUUUUAAUGUGAAUUUCUAAAUAUUCGAGACAACUUUAUUAUAACAAAUCUUUUAUCAAUCUCCUCUCCCUCUUUAAUGCAGGACGAGAUCAUCUCUUAAUUAAAAUUCUACUGAGUAAAUGCAAUGUGCACAUACAGAUGUUUAUGUAUUACAAAUUGAGUUUAGAAAUUAAUGGGCUGUCCUUGCUGUUAAAAUAUUGAAUAAAUUUUUGCCUUUUA
This is a messenger RNA of Nothobranchius furzeri (turquoise killifish), 4674 nucleotides long. RefSeq lists its product as uncharacterized. Gene Ontology annotation, molecular function: protein binding; RNA polymerase II cis-regulatory region sequence-specific DNA binding; DNA-binding transcription factor activity, RNA polymerase II-specific. Gene Ontology annotation, biological process: regulation of transcription by RNA polymerase II. Lineage: Eukaryota; Metazoa; Chordata; Actinopteri; Cyprinodontiformes; Nothobranchiidae. The record is from RefSeq and is a predicted model, not a curated record.